This is a messenger RNA of Ilex paraguariensis (yerba mate), 1255 nucleotides long. The record is from the annotation of a GenBank genome assembly. Lineage: Eukaryota; Viridiplantae; Streptophyta; Magnoliopsida; Aquifoliales; Aquifoliaceae.
GUCUAUCUCACAUUGCCCGACUAAUGCUUUCUUAUCCGAUUUAUCCACCACAGAACAUAGAAGGACCCCCCCACGCACAAAACACCACAACCUGUUUCCUGAAACUUCCUUGUCAUCGUUCUCAUGGCCAUUUCUUGCUCCAUAUUAUACCUUUAACUAUCUAUCAAUAACAAUGGCAGCUUCAGUCUGUUCGUAUCAUGCUUCGCCGCUGCAUUCACUCAAUCUCCCGCACCACCAACAGCCACCACACUCCACCAUUCCAAUGAUGGCCAGAAAUCGGGGACUGAAUCGACAACAACGUAGAACGGCGGUGGUGAGGUGCAGUGUAGGAAUUGAGGACUUUAUUGGAGGUGACCUGGUGAAGUUCGAUCUGGGAAAAUGGUUGUCGGACGUGGAAGAACACAAAGCCCUAGCUAUAUAUUGUCCGCACGAGGGAGGCUACGAGGGGCGGUACUUCACUAGGCUUAGGUACCAGGGCUACCAGUUCUUGGACCUCUCCGCCCGUGGGCUCGGUGACCCUGAGACCACUCUCACCAAGGUUCACCCUGUUUGCCCGGCUCACGUUGGGAAGCAGCCAAUAGCAAGGUGGUAUUUUCCACCAGAAGUUGAUUACAGGCUUUCACAACUUCCUACAAACGCCAAAGGACUGGUUGUUUGGAUACUUGAAGCCAAGGUUUUAUCGAAGGCUGAACUGCAGUUUCUUGCCCUCCUCCCUGCACUCCGCCUAAAGUCAGGGUUAUUGCAGAAUGCGGAAACUGGAGAAAGUUUAUGUGGAGGCCACUCAAAGAAACUGCAGGACUACAAGCAACUGAGGAAGCAUGAUGAUCCGCAGAACCUUUGGGCUCUUCUCUGUUCAUUGUAUUACUCAGAGGCCUCCAUGGUGAAUCAGAGAUGUAGUGUUCAGUAAUAGCAAUGCAACAGGCUAGCUUAUGGUUCCCUGUUCCCUUCUUUACAUCCAUGACAUUGUCAACCUCAAGUAUCAAGAAUCAAAAUCAUUCCGAAUUAGGGUUUCUUCGAAAUCAAAAGUAGCCAGAAGUACAGAAGUUAUCCUAAUUUACAAAUGCUCAAUUAUGGGUCCCGCUUUAUGUAAUAGAUCGCAUACACCAACUACUUGCACAUCGCUUAUUUUUGUGUAAAAUCAUAAGAUGUAUGACACAACUCCAUAAGACUACAUUUGGAAGAUAAUCAGCAUUUUUUUCAGAACUCUAAAACCCAGAACUCCUUCCUGAUGGAACAAUCACUUACCUGAUUUGAC